This is a messenger RNA of Macrosiphum euphorbiae (potato aphid), 315 nucleotides long. The record is from the annotation of a GenBank genome assembly. NCBI's taxonomy places the organism in Eukaryota, Metazoa, Arthropoda, Insecta, Hemiptera, Aphididae.
AUGUCAGGCCGAAGAGGAGGGAAUGGUGAACUGCGGUUCAUUCCCCUCGGAAGCAGCCACACAGAAACAGUCGCCAGUCUCACUCCCUACCACGUACCGACCACGAUCCACCUUGGCCGUCCACGCGGAGCUUUAUGCCUUAUUUCCAGUGGCGCUUCCAGGUCAUUGAGCGCAUUUCUUCGUUUAGGCCCUCGGCCGGCGUCUCCAACGUUUCUAGGCAAUCUCACCCAAAAGGGUGCUCACGACGUUUUCGACAUAUUCUUUUUCGUUGUCGAUAAUGCAUUCGUCAAUCAACAUGUCUAUGACUUCCCUUGA